Messenger RNA from Lasiosphaeria miniovina, 1768 nucleotides. RefSeq lists its product as uncharacterized. Lineage: Eukaryota; Fungi; Ascomycota; Sordariomycetes; Sordariales; Lasiosphaeriaceae. The record is from RefSeq and is a predicted model, not a curated record. Bases 1 to 1407 code for a protein of 468 amino acids. The transcript has 4 exons.
AUGGGCCUCCUGGAAAUAUCAGUCUCUGGCCGUCUAGUUGUCGGCGAGACCAUAGGCUACAUGGGCGCCCACGACAUACGAUACCAUACGAUCAACAUCUCCCCACAUAGCGCUGUUGAAGGCCAGCUCCACCUCCUCGAGACGACUUCCUGCACCAAGCUUUUCUACACCGCCGAGCGCGUCGAGAAAGUCGGCGUCGUCAGAAGCGCUAUUAAGCCCGGCGGCACCUUGAACACGCUUCUUGUGCCGGCCUACGCAGAGUUUCUGUCCUCUCCUCGCGCCGUUACGCCGUUUCCCAGCCCGCCGCCGCCCCUACCCAACAGGCCAGCUCUCAUUUUCCACACUUCGGGGAGCACCGGCCACCCCAAGCCCGUCCCGAUCACGCACGGCUACCUCGCUGCAUUAGAUUGUGCCGCGCACCUCCCGGUGCCACCGGGCCGCACGAUGGCCUUCUCGGGCUUGCCGGCGGGAACACGCCUGCUUGUCGGCCUCCCGCUCUUCCAUCUCGGCGGCGCGGCUUGUUCGCUCUUCUUGGCGCUAUUCCACGGGUACGCCUCUGUGCUGCAUCCGCCCGCGGCGGCGCCGAACGACGUGCAACCGUUUCUCGACGCGCUGGACUCGAGAGAUGCCGACGUCAACGCGGUGAUGCUGCCGCCAAGCGCCCUCGAGGGUCUCGUGCGCCGUGGCGCGCUGGCUCGACUGGCCCGGCUGGAGCGCGUGUUGACCGGGAGCGGAACGAUGGCGCCGGCGACGGGCGAUGCGCUGGUGGCCCGCGGGGUUAAGAUGAUACAUGUGUACGGGAGCACUGAGGCGGGGCUGGUCCCGAGCCUCGUGCACCCGGAUCCGCAGCUUUGGCCGUGGUUCGAGUGGAACGAGCGGUACGGUGCGGUGAUGGAGCUCGUCGACAACAACGCAGACGGAGUCUACGAGUUGGUCUUCCGCAGCGAACCCCAGCAUGUUCCGCACCACCCCGUCUUCCACGCCGUCCCAGCCACUUCGGUCUGGCGCAGCCGUGACCUUUUCGCACGCCACCCGUCUGAACCCAGGCUUUGGCAGUUUAUCGGGCGCACCGACGAUGUGGUCGUGCUUUCGACAGGCGAGAAGGUCAACCCUGUCGCGAUGCAGGACGCCCUCCCGGCGCACCCGUUGCUGAAGGGGGCGCUGGUGGUUGGUCAAGGCCGUUUCCGCGCCGCGCUGCUGGUCGAGACGGACUGGUCCAAGUGGAACGGUACCGCAGAUGGGCUCGUCGACGAGAUCUGGCCAGCGGUGCAGGCGGCGAACCCAAAGGCCGAGUCCAAUGGCCGAGUGGCCAGGGACAAGAUCGCCGUUGUGUUACGUGGAAGAGCGUUUAAGCGGGCCGACAAGGGAAGCGUGCAAAGGUUGCUUACUUCUAACAAAGCGCAUUAAGAGGAAAAUAGGAACCUGCAAGAAAUUAUUGAAAUAGGGUAUGGGUAUCAGAGUGCUUGACCAGAUAGUCAUGCAGGGAAUUGGGUCAAAGAUUCAAGGCUGCCGUUUUCCAACGUCAAGGACGAAACACCCACGAUGCUGACAAAAGGGGAAAACAGCCCGGCAAUGGCCAGCAGGGUGUUGACAGUGAGCACCUGGAUGCCCCAGCUGGUCCAUCGUCUUUCGAGUUAAAGAUUGAAACGAGAUCAAACGUAAUUGGAGUCAAAGUAACCUCCAAUUGUAAAAAAAUUAAUUUUUUUUGUAUCAGGCGAAAGUAAAGUACUAAAUAGGGAAUUUCUUGGUCUUUGACAAAACAAAAAAC